Molecule: messenger RNA, 2623 nt
Organism: Fomitiporia mediterranea MF3/22
Lineage: Eukaryota; Fungi; Basidiomycota; Agaricomycetes; Hymenochaetales; Hymenochaetaceae
Exons: 3
Coding region: 38-1927 (629 amino acids)
Biological process (GO): regulation of DNA-templated transcription
Molecular function (GO): DNA-binding transcription factor activity
Source: RefSeq, a predicted model, not a curated record
GACGAGCUCAGUCAGUGCAUAGUUAUUCUACUAGGUCAUGGACAUGCAGACCUCACGAGCCCAUUUUGCCCUCGACUCCGCAUCGGCGUCCGUGCUGAGUGCAUGGGAGAACUCCCAGCGUCACCCUCCGGCCCAUCGCCAGCCAUUUGCAUAUAACGGGUACCCCCUCUCGCCCGUGUCGCCGUCGUCAUCGCCCCCGUCGACCUCAUCGUCUCUCCAGAUGGCGACGAGCAACCCGUGGACGCCGCCGCCGGUCUCCGAGAUGGAGAUAAUGCAACUGCGGCGAGGCCUGCAGGUGCACAUACCGGCGACGGGACCAGUUGCCGAACAUGAGCCGAGGAUGACGGCCAAUCAGCCCGGCGCCCCCUUCAACUUCGACUUUGAUUUCUCCCUCCCACACCUUUCUCUCCCGCCGCCAUCUUUCUCGCAACAUCUCUCUCAACACCAACAGCAACAACACCAACAGCAGCGCUGCUCGCCACCUCUCCCAACGCCGACCUCACCCACUUCAUCAUCCGAAUUGUUUUCUUCGCCACCCGCACAUAACAUGAGCUUCCGCCGAGAAUCUUCCCCAUCCUCAUUGAAGCGCUCCGCUUCCGACGACAGGUCCGACACCUCUGCGGCUGCUUCGCCAGUGUCAAAUAAUAAUAAUAAUACCAAGAAGCGAGCCUGCAUGAGUCUCAAGGACUUUGUGCCACCGGACGUUACUGGCCUGUCAAAACGCGAAGCACGUCUUGUCAAGAACCGUGCUGCUGCGUUCCUCAGUCGACAGCGUAAACGUGAAGAAUUCGAACUCAUGGAAAUACGCGUUGCAGAGCUUGAGCGAGAAAACUCUCGCCUGCGUGAGCUCGCAGACGGGCAGACUCCCUCGACUCCUUCACUUUCCUCCGAGUCCUCUGAACUCGAGUUACUUCGCAUGCAGCUUGCAUCAGCUCGUCAGCGCGAAAUUGAACUUGUUCAUCGUCUCGAAGUUCUUAAACACGAACAGAAAGUUAAGACGGAAGCAAGCGAGCCAGUCCUUAGCGACGGAACCAAUUCUGAUGCAGGCGCCAAUUCACCGCUCAUGGCGCCUGCCUCACUCAAGAACAUUGUUGCAAACCCAAAAGGCGGUGCGAGUCUCGGACUGAUGGUACUGCUCUGCGCCUUGCCGUCUUUGCUUUCGCAUCCGUCUUCGCACCCUCGCUCCACUCUCCCUACUUCUCAGUCUUUCUUGGACACGAUCCAAUGGGAUGGCCCUUCUUUCUUCCCCACUGCAACAUCAGGCACUGCGACAGCCGAAGACGUUCCAUCGUGGGAACUUGAUUUCUCUGGCGUCAGCUCGGGCAACAUGGCGAUGGACGUCGACUAUACUAACGCUCAAGACGCCAACGAGGGUGAUGAAUGGAAGAAACUUGAACUAGGGCUUGAUGGCGCUGAAGACAUGGGCCUGUCUGGUCUUGGACUAGGGGCGCUCGACGUCUCGUUUUCUACCCGAAAGACAAAGGACGGGAAGAUCCGCGUGCGCGUCCACUCGCCACCAUCGGCAUCUUCACAAACUCCUGCAUCAUUAGAGUCAGUGUCACAGAUGAAGAUGGAACAAUCGACCCCAACAGUAGAUGAUCUCGUCGAUCCAUCAUCGCUCAUGUCGUUCUCACUCCCGUCACCUGCCAACUCCCAGUCAUCGCCUUCGACUUCCGUUUCGAGUCCACACGAGGGUCCAAACCCGCUUUCGCUCUCGUAUGUAGAUGCAGACCCGCUUGGCCCUUUCUUGGGUGCUGGUGCCUCACCCACGGCAGCUUUCGAUCUGGGCUCACCAUUCGAUUUUUCUUCAUCUUCCUCCGGCUUAAUCGGAGGGCAGUCGGGAGAACGACGACGUGUUCGUAUCGCUCUCCGCAGUUUGCCUCAGCCCGGCGGCGAGGGUGGUGAAUGGGAGGUCGAGGUGCGAUGACAUCAUUCCGUGUACAUAAUAUAUUUUUUCUGCCUUUUCCUUUCUUGUGUUUGUUCCUAUUUGUUACCCUUUGUUUUACUUAUUCCGUUUCCUUCUUGCUCUUAACUCUGUUUUCCCUUUCAUACUUCGCGCCCCUCUCCCUCGUGCCGCUAUAGGGCACAAUCAUAUUUGCUAUCGGGUCUAUCGAGGUCUAUCUCUGCGCUGCCGCCGUUAUUAUAUCCAAAUCUGUCGUGUUGUGUUAUCGGUACCUUCCGAGUGCAUCACAAUAGCCCUGUUUAUGCGCCUCGUCCCUCGUCCCUCCUUUCUACACCCGCAUAUCGUCACCUUUUCUAUAUUCUUGUCCCUUACCAUCCCCUGGCGCCCCACUUGCUGUGCUCACCUUGCUAUCACCACGCCUUACCUCACCCUGCUUCACCUUUCUCUUGAUAUCGAGUUGAGCUUCCUUUUAUUUCGAGCUUUCUAUUGUAAAUUAUAUUAUGUUCGAACCCUAUUUUCGAGCAUGUCUAUAUCCCUUAUUAUUCCGUUUUCAUUGUCUGAUAUUUCUUGCUCUUGGGUCUCUCACGUCCUGUUUUUGCUUUCGGGCUCUUUGGGCUCUCGCGUUGGUACUACACAGUACUUGCAAAAAAGAUGAAUGGAAUAAACAUAAACUACAUACAUAACUUAUUGUACAAGAAAUGAUUAUAGGCUCUCCUGUCC